CGAUGAAGAGAGCAAGUAGGAGUAAGUUGAAACAUCUAAAUUAAAAUUCUCUGAAUAUCCAAAAAAUAAUAUUAAUCUUAAAACCCUUUUUCUAACUUUUUAAAGUAUCUUGUAAUUUUUAUAUUUCCCCUUCUGUCUUGACCCCUACAAAGAAGACAUAACAUCCCCUUGAUAUAAGCUAAAGCCCUUCACUGCAAGUUUUCUCUGCAAAUACUUUAAAAGCUGAUAAACAAGUUUGCUUUAUUCGCUUUGUUUGGGUUCUACGGAGAAAUUAUCUGAUGAAAAGAGAAGACAAUAUCUGAUGAAGAAGGUGGAAUAAUCUUUUUUGCAGAGAAAACGGUCCCCCAAUUUCUUUCUAACAGCCACUAAGAGCAACAAUUUACCGUUUCUUUUCGUUUGCUUGCCUUUUCCCCUUAUCUUAGAGACAAAGAAGAUGCUCUUUUCAUAUAUUUUUGUAGCUGGAAUCUUUACAACAUUGCUCUAAGGAAAAACCCUUAAACCCAAAAAUCAAGAUAAAUUCGUAAGCAGUUUGUUAGAUAUGGUGAGUUUGCAUCGCCGACUUCUUGAAACAGAGUUCUCUGUGCCGGUGCCACCGCCAAAUGGGAACAGGACGCGCGAAAUCUAUAAUGAGUCGAACUUCGACGCCAACAUGGUUAUCAUAUUGGCUGCUUUGCUAUGUGCUUUGAUAGGUGCGUUAGGGUUGAAUUCAAUUGUGCGUUGCGCGUUGCGAUGUACUCGCAGAUUUGCUACGGAAACGCCAGAGCAAGCCGCAGCUCGUUUGGCUGCUACUGGACUCAAGAAACGCGAUCUGAAACAGAUUCCUGUUGCGAUUUACGGCACUGGAAUGAAUAUUCCGGCGACGGAGUGCCCUAUUUGCUUAGGAGAUUUUGCUAAUGGGGAAAAAGUUCGAGUGCUUCCUAAAUGUAAUCAUGGUUUCCAUGUGAGGUGUAUAGACACUUGGCUUUUGUCACACUCCUCUUGCCCUAAUUGCCGGCUUUCAUUGCUCGAACACACGGCUGCUGGUUCAGCUGCAGCUCAGGAACCCACAGCGGAGAAUGAUGACGGCCGCCGAGGUAAUGUUGUUGUUAUUGUUGAGGGAGGAAGUUAAUGAUUGUUGCUGUAAAAUGUUAAAAAGUUAGAUAUCUCUGUUCUAGAUUUAGUCACUAGUGACCUUUUGUAGUGGUGAAAAUUUUUAUGGGCCAAAUUGCAAUUUUAGGACAGUUUUUAUUUUGGACGUAUGAAAGUAAUUUGUAAUACUGGGUUAUCUUAAUACUAGAUAAUAAUAAAUUAUGCAUUUCCCCUUAUGUAA
Molecule: messenger RNA, 1309 nt
Organism: Jatropha curcas
Lineage: Eukaryota; Viridiplantae; Streptophyta; Magnoliopsida; Malpighiales; Euphorbiaceae
Product: RING-H2 finger protein ATL72
Biological process (GO): protein ubiquitination
Molecular function (GO): transferase activity
Source: RefSeq, a predicted model, not a curated record